UUAGCAAAGACAAAUCUCUCUCUCUCUCUCUCUCUCUCUCUCUCUCUGUUUCUCUCUCUCAACAGGUUUCUGCACUCCUUGUGUUUUUAAAUAAAGAAGAGAGCAAAAAGUAGCACUGCUUCCUUUGCUAGUACUUAUCACUUCCAAAUGGGUCGGUCACCAUGCUGUGACAAGGUGGGUUUGAAGAAAGGGCCAUGGACGCCGGAAGAAGAUCAAAAGCUCUUAGCUUACAUUGAAGAACAUGGCCAUGGAAGCUGGCGUGCCUUGCCGACAAAAGCUGGCCUUCAGAGGUGUGGGAAGAGCUGCCGACUCAGAUGGACUAAUUAUCUUAGACCCGAUAUUAAGAGAGGCAAGUUCAGCUUGCAAGAAGAACAAACUAUCAUUCAACUCCAUGCUCUUUUAGGGAACAGGUGGUCGGCUAUAGCUACUCACUUGCCGAAGAGAACAGAUAAUGAGAUCAAGAACUACUGGAAUACGCAUCUUAAGAAAAGGUUAGCCAAAAUGGGGAUCGACCCUGUGACCCACAAGCCCAAGAAUGAUGCCCUUCUCUCCAACGACGGCCAAUCCAAGAAUGCUGCCAACCUCAGCCACAUGGCUCAGUGGGAGAGUGCUCGGCUCGAAGCUGAAGCAAGACUGGUUAGAGAAUCAAAGCUACGUUCAUCACAUUCAUUCCAACAUCAUCAGCUUGGAAACCCAGCAGGGCAUGCUUCUUCAUCUUCUGCUUCCACUUCAGCUCACCUCUUAAACAAAACUGAGUCUCCGAGGCAUCUAGAUGUAGUAAAAGCUUGGAAUGGUGGAUGGUCUAGAUCAACCGAAGGCAGUGGCGGUGUUCUUGCAGCCGCCGGAAUCGGCAGUGCCGACCUUGAAUCACCCACAUCAACACUUACAUUUUCAGAGAACGUGCCGCCAAUUAUGAUGGUUGGAGUUGGGGAGAAUCCAAUGCCAAUGAUUGAGUUUGUUGGCAGUAAAUCAGGUUCUUCCGAGGCCGGAAUUGUUAAAGAAGAAGGUGAUCAGCAGGAUUGGAAACGGUUGGAAAACACGACCCAUUUGCCCGAAUACAAAGAGGGCAUGGAGAAUUCGUUGUCAUUUACAUCUGGCGUUCAUGACAUGUCAAUGUCCAUGGAAGGCACGUGGACUCCAGAAUCUUUGAGGACAAGUACUGGUGGACAUGUUCACUUUGGGAAUUUGAUGGGAGAGGAGGGGUUCACUACUCUUUUGCUUAACAAUUCCGAUGACCGGAGUUUAUCAGAUGGAGGUGAUGAUUCUGACAAUGGUGGUGGCAGUGGGAGUGGCAGUGGCAGCGGCAGCGGCAGCGACUGCUAUGAAGACAACAAGAAUUACUGGAAUAGCAUUCUACAUUUGGUGAAUUCUCCCCCCACUGAUUCGCCAAUGUUUUGAGUGAGUUUGCGAAAAUGUCCGAGCCAUUUGCCAGAAAGCAGUGAAGUAGCUAGAUCAGUGAUUAAUAUCCAGACGUCCGAUCCGCAUGCACUACUCCUGAUCAUCAAGCCAAGUCGAGAGCAAUUAAUUUGUUUUAGUUAUUAUUAUUAUUAUUAUUUAAAAAGCGAGGUUUUAUGGAGAAAUGAUAUUGCCAAAGCAGUUUUGGUUGCUUCCACAAAUUUAAUAUUUAAAACAAGCUAGCAAUAAAAAUGCUUCACAUGCAUGUUUGAAAUGCUGUGAAAGCAACAUUACAGUUUUGGCAAUCUGCUCUCUCAUAUCAAAUGUUCAUACUUCAGCCUCAGCCAUUUCGUCUCGCUCGUUCGAGUCAACUUGAUCAUGACCAUAUAUAUAUAUAUAUAUCUAAAUGUCUCCCUUAA
Alnus glutinosa is the source of this 1814-nucleotide messenger RNA. Its product is annotated as transcription factor MYB106-like. Lineage: Eukaryota; Viridiplantae; Streptophyta; Magnoliopsida; Fagales; Betulaceae. The record is from RefSeq and is a predicted model, not a curated record. The coding region runs from base 148 to 1398 and encodes 416 amino acids. The transcript has 4 exons.